This is a messenger RNA of Selaginella moellendorffii, 3319 nucleotides long. Its product is annotated as structural maintenance of chromosomes protein 6A. The record is from RefSeq and is a predicted model, not a curated record. Gene Ontology annotation, cellular component: nucleus; Smc5-Smc6 complex; chromosome. Gene Ontology annotation, molecular function: protein binding; damaged DNA binding; single-stranded DNA binding. Bases 1 to 3150 code for a protein of 1049 amino acids. Gene Ontology annotation, biological process: chromosome organization; double-strand break repair via homologous recombination. The transcript has 28 exons. NCBI's taxonomy places the organism in Eukaryota, Viridiplantae, Streptophyta, Lycopodiopsida, Selaginellales, Selaginellaceae.
AUGGCGCGCGGGCGAAGCCGCGAGGCGGGAGAUGCCGCCGGGAUCAUCGCGCGCAUCCGGGUGGAGAAUUUCAUGUGCCAUUCCAAUCUCUCGAUCGAUUUCGUUGACAACGUGAAUUUCAUCACGGGGCAGAAUGGGAGUGGGAAGAGCGCCAUUCUCACGGCUCUGUGCAUCGCAUUUGGCAUCAGAGCUCGCGGAACGCAACGAGCUACUUCGCUGAAAGAUUUUAUCAAGACGGGAUGCAGCUAUGCGCUGGUCAUCGUGGAAAUGAAGAAUGAAGGCUGUGAUUCCUACAAGCCGGAGAGGUACGGGAAAAUGAUUAUAAUCGAGCGAAGGAUUACUGCGACUGCUUCCACCACCGCGUUGAAAGACGAGCAUGGUCGGAAGGUUUCGGCUAAAAAGGAAGACCUUCAUGAUAUAAUCGACCAUUUCAAUAUAGAUGUCGAAAAUCCUUGUGUGAUCAUGAGCCAAGACAAGAGCCGCGAGUUCCUGCAUUCCGGAAAUGACAAGGAAAAGUUCAAGUUCUUUUACAAGGCAACACUUUUGCAACACGUUUCGGAGCUUUUGGAUGCUAACAUCGGCAACAUUGAAUCAUGCAAAGUCUAUUUGAAGGCCAACGAGGAAACAUUUCGGCCCUACGAGCAGAAGCUCAAUAAAUUGGACUUGGAAAUUCGGCGGGCAGAAAAGGUUGACGAGAUGGCGCAGGAGGUCACCAACCUGCGGAAAAAACUGGCUUGGUCUCAGGUUUACGAUAUCGAUCGUAAAAUUGAGAAGGCAGCAGGUUGCGCAGAAAAGCUUCGAGAGCGCAUUCCAGUCUGCCAGGAAAGAAUAGAUGCACACAAGGCUAUCCUGGGAGAGAAACGCGAUGCUCAUUCCAGGAAAAACACAAGCAUUUCCGAUCUGAUUUCUAGGAAUGAUAGAGCAAAGGAAGCAGAGAAGAAACUAUACCAAGAUCUGACUGAGGUGACACAGGAAAAGGUGCAACUCGAAGAAACUCUUCGAAGUAAAGUAGCGACUUUGGAGCGGAAGCGCGGUAAAAAGCGCUCACUUGAAAUGCACGUACGUGAAAUGAAGGAAAAGUUCGAAGAGAACACCCAGGUGGAAGAAAAUGAGAGGGUUGAAGCACUUCGAGCCCUUGAAAACGAGAUCGAUUUGCAAAAGGGAGAGCGAAGAAGAAUGCAGGAAGAGGAAGAAGCGGCUUUGAGAAACUUAAACUCCGCCACUGAUAGCAUUUCAGAACGAAACAAAGAGAUUGAAGACCGUCGUGGAAAGGUCAGCGAUUUGAAUGGUUAUAUUAGGCGACUACAAAACCAGCAGCGUAAUCGGCUUCAUGCCUUUGGAGGUGAGGACGUUAUAAAGCUGCUCCGGAGCAUUGAAAAUCAUGAAAACUCUUUUACAAGACCUCCCAUUGGUCCGAUUGGAGCACAUGUCGCUCUGGCAGGAGAUGAUACGUGGGCGCUCGCUGUUGAAGUAGCUGUUGGAAGAUUGCUAAACGCUUUUGUUGUGACCAACCACCAGGACAUGCUUGCUCUUCGUAGACUUGCUCGUAACUGCAAUUAUACGAACCUGCCGAUUAUAAUCUACAACUUCGAACACCCACUGUUGAACCUGCCACCACGGAUGCUUCCAAAUCCGGACCUGAUCACUGUGAUGUCGGUUCUCCAGUCUGAAAACCAUAUCGUCAAAAACGUCUUGGUCGAUCAUGGAUCUGUUGAGAGACAAGUCCUGGUUGAGAAUUACCAGGAAGGCGUACGCGUGGUUUUCAACACGAGAGCGCCAAACGUGAAGGAGGCCUUUACGAGGUCCGGUGAGAAAAUGUUUAUGAGAGCGGGAGGCCAAACAACACUCCCGAAAGACAGAAAUAUACGAGGUGGGCGACUGGAAGCGGGUAUCGAGCAGCGAAUUACAGAAGCGGAAAGUGACCUUUCAAGAGUUGUCGAAGAGCUCAGAUUAUUGGAAUCACAAAAGCGAAGUGCUGAGGCCUCCCUUCAAGAUUUAAGACGUCACCUCGAGAAAUCCAGGAGAGCAAACGCGGAAAUCAGUCAAAGCAUCUCAAGGAAAGAACUUCGAUUGCGCGAUCUAAAAUUUCAAGCAGAACAAGCAGCAAGUGCAACUAUGCCUAACACGGAAGAGCUUGAAACCGAAAUUUUGGAUACAGAAGCGGAAGCUCGAAAACUCGAGCGUGUGAUUGAAGACCUCAGAAGUAAAGUCGUUGAUGUCAAUGCCAAACAGCAAGAUGCCAAGUCCAAGCAUGAUAGCUUCUUGGAUUCCACCAAAGAUGAUGCCGAAGCUCUUAGAAAAGCUGCCGAUGAGUUGCAAGCAUUGCAAGAGGAAGCAGACGAGGCCGCUAACGCCGUUGCUCAUUUCACAAAAAUCAUGAAAGACAGGGUGCUUCCUGAGUUGCAAAUAGCAGAGGAAGAAUUGAAACGCCUUCAAAGCGAGCGUGAGGAAAAUGCGCAGAAAGCGUCACAGAUAUGCCCAGGGGAAGAAGUCGAGAGGCUGGGCGGAGUGUCGGAUUCCACAGUUAAACUGAACGCAAGCUUAGAACGUCUUAUGGACCAAGUGAGUCGUGAAGAAAGGCACAUCACCCCAGUGGACGAACUUCAGCGAAAGAAGUCGAAACUGGAAAAGAAAGUCUUCAAGAAGAAGCAUCUUCACGUGGAUCUGAAGCAAAGAAUAGAGGCGAUAGACAAUGUGUAUGCGUCGAGACGCUCCAAGUUUGAGCACAACACUGCUUACCUCAGUCGCCAAUUGAGAUGGAGGUUCAAUGACCAUCUUAAAAGGAAGGGGUUCAGUGGAAGAGUGAAAAUCGACUAUGAAGCCAAGACUUUGAAGCUUGAGGUUCAAAUGCCGCAAGAUGCCUCAAACAGCGCAGUGAAAGAUACAAGAGCUCUUUCUGGCGGAGAGAGAUCUUUCUCCACUCUAUGUUUCGCCUUGGCGCUCCACGAGAUGACGGAGUCUCCAUUUCGUGCAAUGGACGAGUUCGACGUGUUCAUGGACGCAAUCAGCCGGCGAAUCAGCCUGGAAACUGUGGUGGAUUUCGCGAUCCAAGAAGGAUCUCAGUGGAUUUUCAUCACGCCCAACGACAUCAGCUCCGUGAAGGAUCACCCAAAGAUAAAGAAGCAGCAAAUGUCAGCUCCUCGUCUAUAGACGAAGAAUUUUUCGUACCAACAGUAAAAUGGUUUUAACUAGCAGUACAAUUUUUCGCACGCGGGCUGAUUUAACUGCUGCCAAUAGAAUCUGGGAAUAUGAGAUUCUAGGAAUAUUAAUGAAAAGAAGCGGCGAACUGGGGAAUCCUGGGCCGUUAGAUACGCAAAGA